Messenger RNA from Sesamum indicum (sesame), 1218 nucleotides. It is a transcript of the gene BUG22, whose product is annotated as cilia/flagella-associated protein. The record is from RefSeq and is a predicted model, not a curated record. NCBI's taxonomy places the organism in Eukaryota, Viridiplantae, Streptophyta, Magnoliopsida, Lamiales, Pedaliaceae.
UCCGGUUAUAAAAUAAUUUUUACUCUAUUUGUAGGCAUCUCUUUCUUCUUGGCUUCACUCUUUUACGCGCAGAGAUUUCCCGAGUUUUCCUUUGUUUUCUUCUGAAUUCUAAGGCAGCAGAGGAGAUGUUUAAGAAUACAUUUCAGUCUGGGUUUCUUUCCAUUCUGUAUAGCCUUGGGAGCAAGCCUCUGCAGAUAUGGGAUAAAGAAGUUGUCAAUGGCCAAAUUAAGCGAUUGCAAGAUGAUGACAUUCAAUCUAAUGUCCUCGAAAUAGUUGGGUCAAACGUGCAGUCGACAUAUAUUACCUGUCCAGCUGAUCCAACUGCAACACUCGGUAUCAAGCUUCCGUUCUUAGUUAUGAUUGUGAAAAAUAUGAAGAAGUACUUCACAUUUGAAAUUCAGGUGCUGGAUGAUAAAAACGUCCGCCGAAGAUUUCGAGCUUCUAAUUUUCAAGCCGUCACAAGAGUUAAACCCUAUAUUUGCACCAUGCCCCUGAAGUUGGACGAGGGAUGGAAUCAACUCCAGCUGAACCUUACUGAUCUGACUCGACGUGCAUAUGGAACCAACUAUGUUGAGACUUUGAGAGUUCAGGUUCAUGCAAGUUGCCGCCUGAGAAGGAUAUAUUUCUCAGAUCGCCUCUACUCAGAAGAAGAACUCCCACCAGAAUUUAAACUCUACCUUCCCAUGCAGAAAGCCUGAAAGAGCUUCAGAAGAAGUUUAUCUGUCGCGGUGGAAAUAUCAUGUUGGCCACUUUAUCACUAAGGUCUGGAGGUUUAUUUGGUGUAAUACACAAUUUCUCAGAGUUGAAUUUGUAGUUGACUAGUUGAAGGGAUCACCCAUAGCAACUGACACGCUUGUUUUAAGCAGUAAUGAUAAUUGGCUGGACGAUGGUAAUAUAGGAUCCAUGCUCUGAUCCUAGAUUGUUAUCUGUUUUUUCUGCAUAUGUUCAAAGACUGGAGUGCCAUAGAGUACAGACAUCAGCACGCCGUUCCCUUGUUAAUCAUGCAGGAUGGUUAGCACAUAUGGUUAACUGGAGCAUAAGAUUAUUUUUUUUUCAAGGUCUAUGAGGGCUGUUCUAUGGAGGAUCCCAGACCUCCAUAAAGAUCCACGAGAGUUCUUAAAUAACAUUUUAGCUUUUGAACUGUCUGAAUGAAUAAUCAAUGUUUGCAUAAGCUAUAAUCAAUGUUUGCAUAAGCUAUAAAAUACAGUUUUUGAGUGA